AAAUCCGAUCCAUCGAUCAUCACUUGCGACGCAUCUCAAUCCGCGCCAUCUAUCUCCCUCGCGUCUGCGUCUGGCCGAGAGAGAAACCUAAUUGGGAACUCCACUCAGCUCUACAAAUCCGCAGCUGAUACCAUACCUAGUCGUACACCCUGUCCCUCACAGAAUGGAGAAUCACCGAGAGCAAGACCAGGAGCAAGAGCAUGAAGUGUACGGAGGAGAGAUUCCAGACGAAGCAGAGAUGGAUGCCGAUGUCGACAUGUCUAGGGCUGAGGAAGAAGAAGACCCUAAUGCUAAGGACUUGCAGGAGAUGAAGAAGAGACUCAAGGAGAUAGAAGAGGAAGCUGGUGCCCUUCGCGAAAUGCAGGCCAAAGUUGAAAAGGAAAUGGGCGCUGUUCAAGAUUCUUCUAGUGGGUCUGCUACACAGGCUGAGAAGGAAGAAGUGGACUCCCGGUCGAUAUAUGUUGGCAAUGUUGACUACGCAUGCACACCGGAGGAGGUCCAACAACACUUCCAAUCCUGUGGGACGGUCAACAGGGUCACUAUUUUGACGGACAAAUAUGGUCAGCCGAAGGGAUUUGCUUAUGUGGAGUUUGUGGAAAUUGAAGCUGUUCAGAAUGCUCUCCUGUUAAAUGAAUCAGAGCUGCAUGGUCGCCAGUUGAAGGUGUCCGCAAAACGAACUAACAUCCCUGGGAUGAAACAGUAUCGAGGAAGGCGGCCCAACCCAUAUUUUGGUUUUCGAUCUCGAAGGCCCUUCAUGCCUGGUCCACCGUUUGCCCAACCAUAUGGAUACGGAAGGAUUCCAAGGUUCAGGCGGCCCAUGCGGUACAGGCCAUACUGAUGAGCUACGAAGUAGUGGCUUUGAUUUUGAAGGGACCGGACAAUUGGGAAGUUAGCUUCAUUGUAGUCUAUAUCAGUAUUGCCCCAUAAUAUCAAAUUCCAAGCCAACUUGUACCAAUCUUAUGCGUAAGAAAAAGGCAUAUUUGGUUUUUUUAAUCUUUUCUCUUUGUAAUUUUAGCAUACUAGAGUAAGGGAUAUAACUCCUUUUUCGACUGCUUCCAUUUACCUGCUACAGUGAGAAAGGGAACCUGCGUGCAAAAACAAAAAUAUUUGUCAAAAUGGUGCUGAAGUAUUUUAUGAAUUGAUAGUCCUUUCUCCCUUUGGUGGUUGGCUAACUUUUGCAGCCAAAGUAGACAGUCGGUGUAUUUGAUCUUAUUUCGCGCCUCUCAACGGUAUGAGCACUGAACAGGUUCAUAUUGUCUGCCGUCGCAGGAAAGCUCUAAUGGGCCACGGCUGAAGAUGACUGACUGACUAGGCGCUGUACUUUAUAUGAAGACAUUGGAAAUCUUGCAAUUUCACCGCCCCUUAUUUGUUCACCUCUUUCCCUAGUUGUCUUGUGUGCAUGGAUGCUUGUUUCAUUCUCUGUUAUCUUUUUUCUUUUUUGACAAGGCUUCAAGUAAAAUAUUUUUUGUUUUUCUGUG
Messenger RNA from Diospyros lotus (date-plum), 1478 nucleotides. RefSeq names its product polyadenylate-binding protein 2. Gene Ontology annotation, molecular function: RNA binding. The record is from RefSeq and is a predicted model, not a curated record. The transcript has 6 exons. Lineage: Eukaryota; Viridiplantae; Streptophyta; Magnoliopsida; Ericales; Ebenaceae. Bases 164 to 838 code for a protein of 224 amino acids.